Molecule: messenger RNA, 1381 nt
Organism: Drosophila arizonae
Lineage: Eukaryota; Metazoa; Arthropoda; Insecta; Diptera; Drosophilidae
Product: U5 small nuclear ribonucleoprotein 40 kDa protein
Cellular component (GO): catalytic step 2 spliceosome
Molecular function (GO): protein binding; RNA binding
Source: RefSeq, a predicted model, not a curated record
UGGCAGCCCUGGCAUUUGUUUUUGCGGCUGAAGAGUCGCUCGCUUACGUUUAAGUAAAUUUUCUUAAAUAAAAUGGCCACAAAACGACCCAAUAAUAGUGUGAUGCUGGCGCAAGAACCUAAGCGCAGCAAAAAUGACAUUGUGGCAUAUACAAAUCGGGAUAAAGCGCUGCUGGAAUCGGGCGUGCGACGCACCUCCAAUCUGCAGGCGCCUAUUAUGCAGCUGGAGGGCCAUGAAGGAGAAAUAUUUACGACAGAAUUUCAUCCGGAAGGCGAAAUGCUGCUCUCCUCCGGCUUCGACAGGCAGCUAUAUAUCUGGCAGGUGUAUGGCGACUGUGAGAACAUAAUGGCCAUGUCGGGUCACAGUGGUGCCGUCAUGGAGGCGCAUUUUACGCCGGAUGGCUCGCAUAUAUUCACCUGCUCCACAGACAAAACGCUGGCCAUUUGGGACAUUGUUACGGGUCAGAGAGUGCGACGCCUGAAGGGCCAUACGAACUUUGUGAACAGUGUGCAGGGCUCGAGGCGUGGCCAGCAGCUGUUGUGCUCCGGCAGCGACGAUCGCACCAUACGCAUUUGGGACGCACGCAAGAAGCAGCCGGUGCACGUCCUGGAAUCACCUUACCAAGUGACAGCCGUCUGCUUUGGCGACACCAGCGAGCAGGUCAUCAGCGGCGGCAUCGACAACGAGUUGAAGAUCUGGGACAUACGCAAGCAGCAGGUGCUGCACCAUCUGCGUGGCCAUACGGACACAAUCACAGCGGUUGCCCUGUCCCCGGAGGGCGACUUUGUCCUGACCAAUGCCAUGGAUAACACGCUGCGCGUGUGGGAUGUGCGCGCCUAUGCGCCCGGCGAGCGUUGCGUCAAGGUCUUCCAGGGACAUCAGCAUAACUUUGAGAAGAAUCUGCUGCGCUGCGCCUGGGCGCCGGGUGGCGAUAAGAUCAGCGCCGGCUCAGCGGAUCGACACGUCUACGUGUGGGACGUGAAUACGCGGAGAAUACUGUACAAGCUGCCCGGACACAAUGGCAGCGUGAACGAUGUGGACUUCAGUCCGAAGGAACCUCUCAUAUUGUCCGGCUCAAGCGAUAAGACCUUGUAUCUGGGCGAGAUUGAGGAUUAGCUACGGUAGAUGAUUUCAGAAUCAGUGAGAUUGAGAAGGAGAUGCUGAAGUUUUGUUCUGAGGAUUGAGCUGGGAUUUGAGAUUAGCUGAAUGAUUCAUACUUAAGCGAUAUUCGAUACUUAAGCAGGGAAGCAUCAAGAUUAACAACUUGAUUAUAACUCAAGUGAGAUUUGAUCGGUUAGCUCUUUAAAGAUUCUCUUCCUGUAUUCCUUCCUUCAUUGAUCGAGGCAAGAUUCAAUAUCAACUGCUGAUCUAUUUUUUACCA